AUGGACCAGCAGUGGGGAUAUCCCAAGCACCCUCUGCAAUCCCAGCCCUCACCUCAUGUGAGAAGCUUCUGCUCUGGCCUCCAGGAAUUCCUGGGAGCUGAGAUCACCCUCCUCAGCACUGUCUGCUAGAGAAGUCCCUAGGUCUCUAGGAAAACGCAGCUGGCAGGAAGUAGACUCAGGGUACCCCAUUCCUGGUGAAAAAGCAGGUUGUAGGCCCAAGAGUGGACAGAUGGGCAAGGACCCUCCUCCCUUUCUCCCAAAGGGUCACCCCUUCCCUAUCUGUACAUCCCUCCCCAAGUUCAGUCACAGUUUCCAUUAUGAUUCCUAGUGAGCUGGGCUGUGGCCCACCACCUUCCCAGUCUCCCCAUAGGAAGGCCCCUGUAGUGGUGGCACCGGGGACCCCCUUGGGAGGCCCCAGAGGUAUAGCAGGGGCCCUGAGGAGUGGAAAGAGCCUGUCUGUACUGUGCUCUUGCCUCAACCUCAGAACCCUGGUGCUAAGCCCUCGCAGGUGACUUGCCCACCAGCCAGGCCAUAGAUUACUCAGUACUUGAACCAGCAGACAUGGGGUAUGGAGUCUACAUGCCAGGUCUGCACAGGGCCUAAGCCCUGCAGGUGUAACCUGGGCCUCUCUCCUCAGGCUGCCUUAAAGUACCAUUCACCUCACUCUAGGGGCCGCCAGGCUAGGUGGGGCCUGGCUGUGGUCCCCCGAGAGCCUCAUGCCUGCAGCAAUAACCACAUCCCCCAGGCCAGGGGCUCUGGGCCCACCACAGACACCCUUGAAAUCCCCUAGCCCACCUCUUGGCCAUUGUCUGGUGCCACCUCAUGUGCCUGGUGACCCAGCCUUACCUCUGUGCUAUCCUGGGAUACUCUGGUCACUUGUGGCCAAUUAAUAUGUCUCAGCAAGACUUGUGCACGGCACAGCAGAGGAACCCUUGGGUCCCCGCUCCCCUGCAACCCACUUGCUGCCCUGCCAGUCUCGUUCCGUGGGCUUCUCUUUCUUGCCUGGCCAAAAUAGGUGGUAACUCGUGCCUUUCCUACUCAGGACCCGUUACGGGUUGUGUCUGGGUCAAGGGUGGUCUCUAGACCAGCUCUUUGUCACUUUCAAACUUGUGAACAGACUGCACGUUGUGCUUUCCAAUACACUACACAUGGGGCCUGGUGAAAGGACAUGCGCUGUGGUCUGGCGCUGGCUGGCUGGCUUCAUCCCCCUGCAAUCUCGUCUUUAGCUCUAUUUUUAAUUGGUGAGGAGGCUGGAGAGCCCCUGAGUCCCUGGGCAUCCCUGAGGAGGGAGUGAAAAGUCAGGCUGGGAGUGAGGUCUCCAGGCUCCCUUCCUUGGAUCCCCCUUUUUCCUGUGUUUUGGGCACAGCCUCACUUUUCCUUGAGGAUGUUGGGGAUCUGAGUAUCAUCCAGGUUUGGCUGAGGUCUUCUCACAAGGCAGUGAUAGUGUCAGGGUCCCAGCCCUAGUCUGGGUGACUGCCAUCCAUGGCUGUUCCUCCCUACCAGCCUAGGUCCUACACCAUAGUUCCUGCCACCUCCUAUAGCCAGGGCUCUGGGGCCUCUUCCUCACCGGAGCAGCUUUGUAGGCUUCCUGGGAACAGCCUGUGAUGACACACCAGCGCCGGUCUUGGCCAUAAGAGGCAGGGCCAGCCUCAUGUUCACAUGAACCAAUCAGGGAAAGCAGUGGCUGCUGUUCCCAGAAUACUGGGUCAGCCUCAUCCCAUCUGCUGGCUACCCAGGGAGGAGUGGACUCCCAAAAGGGCACUUUCCCUCCCAGCUCCCACUUGGGGCUCCACAUAGCAACUACCAGCCCUGUUGCACACCUGCCCCACUCAACUGUCGCCACUGCCAUGAGACAGGAGUCUUAGGCCUGUUUGACAGAUGAGAGCAGGACUGAGGCUUGGUGUGGGACAGUCAGAAGCCUGCAGCCAUACAACUAGAGGGGACCAGGAUUCAAACUGUCUGCUCUACCCUGUGCCAUGAGGUCUACUUAAAACAGCAGAUGGCCUCAGAAAGCAAUAAACAGAUAAGACUCCCAGUAAUUUACUUGCUCAUUUGGAAGGCUGAGACGGGGUUCUUCCUUCAUCCAGAAGGUGCUCAACUGAGCAAGAGCACAGGCUUGGGUGGAGAAGGCUGGAUUGCAUGUGAGGCUGUGGGUGUAAGCAAAAAUGUUAGUGUGGCUCCUGACCACAUACUCACUGUUCUUCCUCAGUUUAGCAUUCUCAGAUUUGUUCAAGUCCACCUAAACAUCCCUUUGCUAUUCUCAGGGUCCCACUCCUUGAUUGCUGCCCUAAAUUUCAGAGAUCUGGGAAACUGAACUCAAUCUGCGUGCUGACUGCAGCUGCAGGGCCACAUUAGGGUGUGCUUUCAGUUGUAAGAGUCAUGUCUGCAAGGUAUUAAAGAGAUUCACUUCUGGUUAUAAAAAUGCUCUCCAGUUUCUAUCCAUGCCUUGAACUGAGUUUAUCAAUUUCUGCUGAUACUCCAGUGUGAUCAGAAGCCACCAGCCCACUGCAGAGUCUUUCUAGGUGUCAUCCCUGGGAUAUGACCAAAGGCAGAGCCAUUUGGUCUCCCAGGCUUUGCCUUCAAAUGACAGACUCAUCACCCCAACCACUUAAAGUAGAUGAUACAGCAAGGACUAUUUUUGUCACUGGGCACAGUGAACUACCCCCACAAUGAGGUCAUUACUUGGUAUGGGGCCAUGGGGCAGGUAACCUACCCCAAGUUUCCAGCUUUGAGGAACUGUUUCCUGGGAGGUCACCCCUGCUCCCAAGAACAAAGCUAGUGAAGAGUCAGAGAAAUGGAAACUGCCCAUGUGCUUCAAAUGGGGGAGCUUUCCACAGGGGGGUUGGUGAUGACCUUUGUUGGAAGAGCGGGAAGGCGCAGGCACCCGCAUAUUGGGAAUUGUAGGAAGCUUCUCUGGCACAGAGGCUGGAGGAGCCAGCAGGGUCACCCACACGUGCCUUAGGGUCCCUGGGCUGCUGAGGGUGCCCCUGGUGAGGCAGCAUUGCCUGGACAAGACCCAGCAGUGUGUGCCUGCUGGUCCCUGCUGUUGAUGCCACCAAAAACACCCCCAAAGCACUCCUUCCUUCCUUCCUUCCUGUCUCCUGUGCUUCCUACUGGCGGAGACAAACUGAAAGCUGCUGGCAGGGCCUCUAGGGUGCUGUCUGCAGGCUCCCAGCCUUCUGCAAGGUGGAGGAGGGAAGGGAUCCCACAGCCAACAAGCCGUGGGGCACCUCACCUGCUAGGGGUGUGCUCUGAGGGAAUGCUGAUCCCGGGGCCUGAGGAUGCAGACAAAGCAUGAGAGAGUGGAGGGCCCGCAGCCAGACAGACUGAGCAUGUUACUCUGGACUAGAGAAACGAAAGUGAAACUUCCUUGUCUUGGGAGGAGCUUUUCCAAGGAUCAAGAGGGAGACAGCCAUUAAACGUGGGCUCAGGUGGGAGAUCUGGCUGGGGAGAUUCAGUAAUCUUUUAGGGAGAAGGUGGAACCCAUAAGUCAAAGAGGGGCCCCUUGAGAGAUUUAUUCCUGAAGGUUGUCCCAAUUCAGGAGGAAACUUCGCAGUGGAACGUGUGAGUUGGAGCCUGAAAGGACAACCACUUGCCAGCCAUGUACUCUCCCUCUGGCCUGCGAUGUGAGUGGGAAACACAUCUCUGUGAUGUCGCAGCCUCCCUGCACCUGUUGUUUCCUUGUUACAGUGGAUAGUGUGCUAAUACAUCGAAGUGCUGUGCUGCCAGAGCUCUGGCUGGUUUGGUGUCCAGGCUGCAGAGGACAUGGAGGUGGACGCUGCACGUUGGAAAAUGUAAGAAAGGUGCACACAAGGGGGAUACAAGCUGUGCUAAUGGGACAAGGCAACAGGGAAGAGUUGGAAGCCUCACAACGUUGAAAAGGUGAACUGCAAAUGGACCCCAGAGAGCAGGAAAGAACCCUGAAGUAGCCCAUUAAAAAGCCCAUUUAAACCUCCUCAGUUCUACAGGCAACAGCCUGAGUCCUGCAGCAGAGUGCAAACGAAGCAGGCUGGAUGCAAAAGGGGAACAAGGGAAGCACAAGAUAGCUGGAGCCUGGGCCCGGAGUCCCUGUGUGGAAGAAAGCCCUUCACGGGCAAGAAACACCUGCUUCGGACUUCUGGGAAUCAACAGUGUUUGUAAUGAAGAACGUCAGACUCUGAGCUGUAACCUGAAUUCUUGUCCAAAAUUCAGCACACUGGCAGCGAGCACAGCAGAUUGCCACGUGUCCUGUCGGCGUCUUUGAGGCAUACUUGCCCACCUAGGAAAGCACAGUGCAGGUAUCUGUGUACUCUGCGCGUGUGCCAGCCGGACCAGCUCACACAGACAGCCCACCUGUCUUACUGGGCACUGGGCUUCAUUCUUGGGGCCCCGGGGCCUCCCCGAACUCCUCUCCGUGAUUGUUGGAAUGGUGAGCUUGUCGGCCACAGACUGCUACAUCGUGCAUGAGAUCUACAAUGGGGAGAACGCCCAAGACCAGUUUGAGUAUGAGCUGGAGCAGGCCCUGGAAGCCCAGUACAAGUACAUUGUGAUUGAGCCCACCCGCAUUGGUGACGAGACGGCGCGCUGGAUCACCGUGGGCAACUGCCUGCACAAGACGGCUGUGCUGGCGGGCACUGCCUGCCUCUUCACCCCGCUGGCGCUGCCCUUAGAUUACUCCCACUACAUCUCUUUGCCUGCUGGUGUGCUGAGCCUGGCCUGCUGCACCCUCUAUGGAAUCUCCUGGCAGUUUGACCCCUGCUGCAAGUACCAAGUGGAGUACGAUGCCUAUAAACUGUCCCGUCUGCCCCUGCACACGCUCACCUCCUCCACCCCGGUGGUGCUGGUCCGGAAGGACGACCUGCACAGGAAGAGACUGCACAACACGGUUGCGCUGGCCGCCCUGGUGUACUGUGUCAAGAAGAUUUACGAGCUUUAUGCUGUAUGAUCUCAGUAGAGCAGGGGAGCAGCGAAACCGCCCAGCCACAGAGACUACGGAGUGUUCAGGUGGCCACAGUCACAUUUUUUAUGUGAGGCAGAGGAGCCUGGGAAGGUGUUUGGUUUAAUAUUUGUUAUUUUUUAAAAAUAACACAAAUCACGGGUGUACCCAGGGAUUUUCCAGCUCAUUACACUAAGAUGUGGACUUCCACAACCCAAGAGGGGCCUGGGGCUGUGGGGUCUGGCUGGGCAGCGGGACGUGGACGGAAGCAAACACUGCAGAGGCCAUGGGUGCUCGGGGAGGGGGGCUUGAGAAUGCUGUCCGACUGUACCAUCCAGAGCCAACCGGAAGAUAUUGACCAUUAAAAUUAUGAGAAUUUCAA
This is a messenger RNA of Nycticebus coucang (slow loris), 5297 nucleotides long. RefSeq names its product transmembrane protein 11 (gene TMEM11). NCBI's taxonomy places the organism in Eukaryota, Metazoa, Chordata, Mammalia, Primates, Lorisidae. Gene Ontology annotation, cellular component: mitochondrial inner membrane. The record is from RefSeq and is a predicted model, not a curated record. Gene Ontology annotation, biological process: inner mitochondrial membrane organization. The transcript has 6 exons. The coding region runs from base 4406 to 4924 and encodes 172 amino acids.